Messenger RNA from Nicotiana tabacum (common tobacco), 3082 nucleotides. RefSeq names its product boron transporter 1-like. Gene Ontology annotation, molecular function: solute:inorganic anion antiporter activity. Gene Ontology annotation, cellular component: plasma membrane. Gene Ontology annotation, biological process: transmembrane transport; monoatomic anion transport; monoatomic ion homeostasis. The record is from RefSeq and is a predicted model, not a curated record. Lineage: Eukaryota; Viridiplantae; Streptophyta; Magnoliopsida; Solanales; Solanaceae.
AACCUGUACAGUGUGACAGACUGACAGUAAGGAAUCUGAAUAUCCAGUUUUCCUCUUUCACCCCACCCCCGCCUCUCUCUUCCUUCUAGUUUUCUCUACGUCCCCUCCACCUUUUUGGUAUCUCUAUAUAUAUUGGCGAAUUUCUGCAGUCUUCUUAGCGCUCUCACAUUUGUUCCCUUCCCUUAAAACCAUUCCCACACCCAAAUUUUAAGGAGCUAUUCUCUUUGUACUUGAAUCUUCUUCUGUCCUAUUUGGAUUCUUUUUCACUGUCCCCUGCAUCAUGUAAAUCUGCUGUUGUCUUAUUUGUUUCUUAUCUGCUAAAUUUUAUUUGGUGUCUCAUUUCCUCGUGCAUUGUGUUCUUUUGAAGUUUCCCCAGAAAUAUUUCGACUGAUAGUGCCAAUUAGAAAAUGGUGUAUUUUGCUACUACAAUGGCUUUUUAUAGACUUGCUGCCAUUCCCUAGUCCUUUAACUGUACAGCUCUACCAUUGUCACUUUUUCCCCACAACAGAAAUAUCAUCAAAUUCGUUAAUUAUACAAGUCCAACGACUUCUCUAACUUAAAUAAAAGGUAAACGAGAAAGGCAAGAAAGAGUCUUGAUUUGAGUGGUUAAAUUGUUACCUGCUCAAAUGGAGGAGUCAUUUGUGCCUUUUCGUGGAAUCAAGAAUGAUCUGCAGGGACGUCUGGUGUGCUACAAGCAAGAUUGGACCAGUGGAAUCAAAGCUGGCUUCAGGAUCUUGGCACCCACCACAUACAUAUUCUUUGCCUCGGCAAUUCCAGUGAUUUCAUUUGGCGAGCAGCUGGAGAGAAACACUGAUGGAACGCUAACUGCAGUUCAAACAUUAGCAUCAACUGCAAUUUGUGGAAUUAUACACUCCAUCAUUGGUGGUCACCCUUUGUUGAUUUUAGGAGUUGCAGAACCUACGGUCAUAAUGUACACAUUCAUGUUCAACUUUGCUAAACAACGACGUGAACUCGGUCCUGGUCUCUUUCUAGCUUGGACUGGUUGGGUAUGCGUCUGGACUGCAAUUUUACUCUUCUUAUUGGCAAUAUUAGGAGCUUGCUCCAUUAUUAACAGGUUUACCCGUUUGGCUGGUGAACUAUUUGGCAUGCUUAUUGCAAUGCUCUUCAUGCAACAAGCUAUCAAAGGCCUGGUAGAAGAGUUUCGUAUUCCGGAAAGAACCAAUCCUCGUUUAACAGAGUUCAUGCCUUCGUGGAGAUUUACUAAUGGAAUGUUUGCCUUGGUUCUCUCCUUUGGUCUACUGCUAACUGCUUUGAAAAGUCGAAAAGCAAGGUCAUGGCGAUAUGGAGCAGGUUGGCUUCGUAGUCUUAUUGCAGACUACGGUGUGCCACUUAUGGUUGUGGUCUGGACAGCAGUUUCCUACAUACCAUCUGAAAGUGUUCCUCAAGGAAUUCCAAGACGUCUCGUCAGCCCAAAUCCAUGGUCACCUGGUGCUUUUGAGAAUUGGACUGUUAUCAAGGACAUGCUAAAAGUGCCAGUUCUCUACAUACUUGGUGCUUUCAUUCCUGCAACAAUGAUUGCGGUGCUUUACUAUUUUGACCACAGUGUGGCGUCUCAACUGGCACAGCAGAAAGAAUUCAAUCUUAGAAAGCCACCUUCUUUCCAUUAUGACUUGCUUCUUUUAGGGUUCUUGACACUAAUGUGCGGCCUUGUUGGUAUCCCUCCAUCAAACGGUGUGAUCCCACAGUCCCCAAUGCAUACAAAAAGUUUGGCUACUCUUAAACACCAGUUGCUUCGCAACAGACUUGUUGCCACGGCUCGCAAAAGUAUGCAGAAAAACUCAAGCCUGGGACAAUUAUAUGGGAAUAUGCAGGAAGCUUAUCAACAGAUGCAAACUCCUCUGAUCUACCAAGAGCCAUCAGCUAGACAGGGUCUGAAGGAGUUAAAAGAAUCAACAAUUCAGUUAGCGUCAAGCAUGGGAAACAUUGAUGCUCCAGUGGAUGAAACAGUUUUCGACGUUGAGAAGGAAAUUGAUGAUUUGUUGCCAGUUGAAGUGAAAGAACAGCGCGUCAGUAACUUGCUUCAAGCCACUAUGGUAGGGGGAUGUGUUGCUGCAAUGCCAGUGCUCAGAAUGAUUCCAACCUCAGUGCUAUGGGGAUAUUUCGCUUACAUGGCCAUUGAAAGUUUGCCGGGCAAUCAAUUUUGGGAGAGAAUAUUACUGCUAUUCACUGCACCAAGCAGAAGAUACAAGGUUCUAGAGGAUUAUCAUGCCACUUUUGUAGAGACUGUGCCUUUCAAGAGCAUAGUGACAUUUACAAUAUUCCAAACACUAUAUUUGCUUGCUUGCUUUGGAAUUACAUGGGUUCCAAUCGCGGGGCUCCUUUUCCCUCUUUUGAUCAUGCUUUUGGUUCCUGUGAGACAAUACAUAUUGCCUAAGUUUUUCAAAGGGGCACACCUUCAAGAUUUAGAUGCAGCAGAUUAUGAAGAGUCACCAGCUGUACCAUUCAAUAUUCCUACGGAGGGUGAAUUUGGCUCAAGACCUUCCUACGCAGGAAGUGGCGAAAUUUUAGAUGAGAUCAUUACUAGAAGCAGGGGUGAAGUCAAACGCAUUAACAGUCCGAAGAUCACAAGUUCAACAGCACCCCCUCCUCAAGAGUUCCGUGUAAAAAGCGUGUACGUUGUCACACUCCCUGCCUUCCAAAGGGCUGAAGAAACCAGUCCAUGACUUGACAUCGGUAGAAUGCUACCUCCAUCGGGGAGCUCCGGCAGGGGGACUUGAGUCUCAGCAGAACCUUCCCUUUUCUUCUCUCUCCUUUCCCUCAUCUCCCGGGCCUCAACCGAAUUUGCUCCAUUUUGCUCAGUUGGGGAGCGGAGGUACCCUCGAGCGGUGUAUGGGCUGUGAUAUUUGUGGUAGCGGGGGUAGAACUCGGAAGGCUGGCCAAGGUUGUGUCCUUCCGAGCGGACGAGGUCGGCUCGGUGACCGAGGGCUUGCGUGGAGGCGGCAUUGCGACCACGGGCUUGGACGUCACUUCAACAUUUCUCUGCUUUUUUGAGGCCCGAGUGAAGGCAUAUAUGUCGAACGGAUUCACAAUAAACAAAGGCGAUUGAAAAACAUAAAAAAAA